AUGAACCAAAUGAGCCCCAUGAGCAGCCGUGAGAUAUUGAGUGUGGCUGAUUUGAUUGGCCAUGCAUUGAAAGGGUUUCCGCUGAGAACAAUGCACAAAGAAAGAGCGAAUUCAUAUAUUCCUAAGGAGCUUGCGAUGCAACUGAAAGGCGAUGCGUUGAAGAGCACAGUUCCAUUUCUUGUAAGCCUUGUUGAAAGAGUGAAAUUGGCACAGAAAGCAUAUGGAAAGGAGUAUGCUAAGCAGAUGGCAGAUAGAAGAGAAUUCGCACAGGCUCGGAUAAAAGAGAUAAAGGUGUUGAUGAAUGCCAUGAUAGAUGACGAGAAAACAAGCAUGAUAAAGAGUUUGAUAAGUGAGGUAGAAUACUAUGAGAAGAUGGGUAUGAGGCCGGUGAGCAUGGCGACAGUUGAUGCAGAAGCAACAAAAGCGAUUUUUAUGAAAAUGGAAGGUAUUGAUGCAGGAGCUACGGAUCCAUAUGUAAAAGAAUAUAUGUCAAGAAGGAUUUGCUUUAGUGAAUCAGUAUCUUCAGAUGUUGAGAUUUCCACGCUAAAGGCAAUGAUUGAGAUGUUAGAAGACGAGUGCGGUAACUGA
Ordospora pajunii is the source of this 588-nucleotide messenger RNA. RefSeq lists its product as uncharacterized. The record is from RefSeq and is a predicted model, not a curated record. The transcript has a single exon. Bases 1 to 588 code for a protein of 195 amino acids. NCBI's taxonomy places the organism in Eukaryota, Fungi, Microsporidia, Ordosporidae.